GGAAGAUCUUUUAAUAAGCUGGAGAUAGAUAGAGGGAGGCCAUCUUGAUAAGAAGAGGAGAACCCUACAGAAAGAGAGAAGAGAGGAUGACUUAUAGAAUGAACAAAACAUCCUCUGUUUCUCUAGUCCCUGUCCCUUCUUCAAGAUCUUAAGCUUUUUCCACAUUCUAUCAUCAUCUGGGUCCUCUCCAAAAUGGAGCAUAAGAUGGAAUCUGUAUCGGAUCUAGGGAAGCUUUUCAUUGGAGGGAUUUCAUGGGACACAGAUGAGGAAAGACUUGGAGAGUAUUUUAGCAAGUAUGGAGAUUUGGUUGAGUCUGUGAUCAUGAGAGACCGUUCCACGGGACGUGCACGUGGCUUUGGUUUCAUCGUCUUUGCUGAUCCUUGUGUUGCAGAGAGAGUGACCCUGGAGAAACACAUCAUCGAUGGCCGCACGGUGGAGGCGAAGAAAGCUGUUCCACGUGAUGAUCAGCAAGUGCUGAGACGACACGCAAGUCCAAUGCACCUUGUCUCACCUAGCCAUGGUUGCAGCGUAAGAACAAAGAAGAUCUUUGUUGGAGGUUUACCAUCUACCAUUACCGAGGCCGAGUUCAAGAACUAUUUUGAUCAGUUUGGUACAGUUGCUGAUGUUGUGGUGAUGUAUGAUCAUAACACACAGAGGCCAAGAGGCUUUGGCUUCAUCACAUUUGAAUCGGAAGAGUCUGUUGAUAUGGUUCUACACAAGACAUUUCAUGAACUAAACGGCAAAAUGGUUGAGGUCAAAAGAGCUGUACCAAAGGAGCCUUCCUCAUCAGCUUCUGCUAACCGAAGCCCGCUUAUUGGGUUUGGUAAUAACUAUGCUAAUAGGUCACCUGCUAAUAGCUACUUCAAUAGUUUUGCUCCUGGACCUGGUUAUAGUAACAAUUUAGCCUCUGCUGGUUCUAGGUUUAGUCCUAUUGGUAGCGGUAGGAAUGCUUUCUCUACCUUUGGUCUUGGUUUGAAUCAAGAACUGAGCUUUGAUGGAAACACUCUUGGUUAUAACCGUAUCCCUAGCAACCAAUACUUCAACACUGCUUCACCUAACCGUUACAAUUCUCCUGUUGGAUUCAAUAGAGGCGACUCUAAUUACAACCCUAGCAAUAGAGACUUGUGGGGAAACAGAACUGAUUCUUCUGGUCCAGGUUGGAACUUGGAUGUUUCUGUUGGUAACAACAGAGGAAACUGGGGGAUUUCUGAUACUAAUGGCUAUGGGAGAAACUUUGGGACAGGUUCUGGACUUUCUUCGUUGUCAUUCUCCGGUAACAACACAAACGGUUUUGAUGGCUCUAUAGGGGAAACGUACAGAGGAAGCUCUGUUUAUAGUGAUUCAACGUGGCAGCAGCCAUUGCCUCGUCAGUUUUCUAAUGAGUUAGACGGCUUGUCUCGUUCUUAUGGGUUUGGUAUUGACAAUGUAGUAGGCUCAGACCCAUCUGGUAACGCCUCUGAAGGUUACUCUGGAAGCUACAGAGUGGGAAAUAGACAAACACAUAGAGGUAUUGAAGCAUAGAAAGAAAGUGUUUCUGCUGUUUAAUUCUUACAUAAAGAUAAAAAAUGAGAUUUGGUAGCUGCAAAGAUACAAGAUUGGUGGAGGUGAUAGAUGAUUUGGUUUCUGAUAACAAAUAACUAGAGAUCUUUGAUUCUCGAUCACUAUUCUAUAGGUUGUUUUGGUUGUUCUUCUCAAGAUUCUUGAUGUUGUGUACUCUGUUUGUAACUCUAAUUGUUAAGUUUUUUUUUUCUUUGGUUUGAACUUUUAUUCCAAUUGUUCAUGAGAACUUAUGAUUUUUUUUCUAGUAGGUGAGAGAAAACAUUGUGCAAACGGCUCUAAAAUGAUUACAAUUUGCUGCAUUUGAUAUUUCCCUUUGUGUUUAUAACCUAUUUGUAGAGAGUUUAUGUGGUUUUUCUUCAUGAUUUUUAAGGUAAUAA
Molecule: messenger RNA, 1937 nt
Organism: Eruca vesicaria subsp. sativa (arugula)
Lineage: Eukaryota; Viridiplantae; Streptophyta; Magnoliopsida; Brassicales; Brassicaceae
Source: the annotation of a GenBank genome assembly